Messenger RNA from Ziziphus jujuba (common jujube), 3902 nucleotides. RefSeq names its product BTB/POZ domain-containing protein At5g48800. The transcript has 4 exons. The coding region runs from base 347 to 2191 and encodes 614 amino acids. NCBI's taxonomy places the organism in Eukaryota, Viridiplantae, Streptophyta, Magnoliopsida, Rosales, Rhamnaceae. Gene Ontology annotation, molecular function: protein binding. The record is from RefSeq and is a predicted model, not a curated record.
UGAAAUUAAAGAAUAAUAGUGUGAUACUUAGAGCCGAAGAGACUUGGGAAAGAUUUGAACCUGUGAUAUUGGAACCAAGAAAAAUUAAAAAAUAAUAAUAAUAAUAAAUUAAAAAAAAGGCAGAAAAAAAAAAGCAUGCCCCACCAAAGAGGCCCAUUGCUUUGGACAAUUGCAAUCUUUGCUUUGAACACAAUCUGUUUGACGAAAAUGGCCAAAGAAGUUCACCAUCACCAACAUCUCCAACUGGGUCUCUGUCUCUCUCCUCAGUCCAGUCCCUUAACCCCACCUUCCUUUUUUCUCUCCCUUGACAUUCCAUUUUCUUCUUCUGGGUUAUUAUCCUCUAUCCAUGGACCGAGGUGACAAGCCGCACCCGCAGCUCUCUCUGGCUAAGAGUUCGCGGCAGCGGUGCAGUGAAUGGAUUUUUCGGGACGUUCCAAGCGAUAUUACUUUAGAAGUGAAUGGAGGGAUAUUCUCAUUACAUAAGUUUCCUCUUGUCUCUCGAAGUGGGCGAAUCCGGAAGUUAGUUGCAGAGCAUAGGGAUGCUGAUAUCUCAAAAGUGGAGCUUCUUAAUCUACCAGGGGGUGCUGAAGCAUUUGAGUUGGCAGCAAAAUUCUGUUAUGGUAUUAACUUUGAAAUUACAUCUACAAAUGUUGCCCAGCUGUGUUGCGUUUCUGAUUACCUGGAAAUGACCGAAGAAUUUUCAAAGGAUAAUCUUGGUUCUCGUGCUGAAGAGUAUAUUGACAGCAUUGUUUGCAAGAACCUUGAGAUGUGUGUUGAAGUUUUACAGCAAUGUGAAAACUUGCUACCUCUUGCUGACGAGCUGAAAAUUGUUAGCCGCUGUAUUGAUGCAAUAGCAUCAAAGGCUUGUGCAGAGCAAAUUGCUUCAAGCUUCUCGCGCUUGGAGUAUAGCAGCUCAGGAAGACUUCACAUGAACAGGCAAGCCAAAUGUGAAGGGGAUUGGUGGAUAGAAGAUCUUUCUGUUCUUCGGAUUGACUUGUAUCAAAGAGUCAUAACAGCGAUGAAGUGUCGUGGAGUCCGCCCUGAGAGCAUUGGUGCAUCCCUUGUGAACUAUGCCCAAAAGGAGUUAACAAAAAAAUCCAGCUUGUGGAACCCAUCUAGCCAGACAAAAGUUGAUUUACUUGCAGGUUCAAAUGGGCAUGAAAAACUUGUGGUUGAGACAAUUGUCAGCCUUUUGCCCGUUGAGAAGCUUGCGGUCCCUAUCAAUUUUCUUUUCGGGCUUCUGCGAAGUGCAAUAAUGCUUGAUUGCACGAUUGCUUGCAGGCUUGAUCUGGAGAGAAGGAUCGGAUCCCAGUUGGAUAUUGCUACACUUGAUGAUAUUCUGAUCCCAUCUUUCCGACAUGCUGGUGAUACUUUAUUUGAUGUUGAUACAGUGCAUAGGAUUUUGGUAAAUUUUUCUCAGCAAGAUGAUAGUGAAGAUGAUAUGGAAGAUGCCUCUGUUUUUGAAUCUGAUAGUCCUCAUUCACCUUCCCAAACUGCGUUGUUUAAAGUUGCAAAGUUAGUAGACAAUUACCUUGCAGAAAUUGCACCCGAUGCCAACCUCAAGCUUGCCAAGUUCAUGGUGAUUGCAGACGCUUUACCUGCGCAUGCGCGUACUGUUCAUGAUGGGUUAUAUCGAGCGAUUGACAUAUACCUGAAAGCACAUCAAGGUUUGUCAGAUACAGACAGGAAGAAACUCUCCAAACUGAUUGAUUUCCAGAAGCUCUCCCAAGAAGCUGGUGCACAUGCUGCACAAAAUGAGCGUCUUCCGCUCCAAUCAAUAGUGCAAGUGCUCUAUUUUGAGCAAAUAAGGCUCCGGAACGCCUUGUGCAGCUCUUAUGGAGAUGAAGACCCCAAGCCAAUGCACCAGUCAUGGCGAAUCAGCAGUGGCGCUCUAAGUGCGGCAAUGUCUCCACGAGACAACUAUGCAUCGUUGAGGCGUGAAAACCGUGAGUUAAAACUUGAACUAGCUAGGUUGCGGAUGAGACUCAAUGAUCUAGAAAGAGAACAUGUUUGUAUGAAGAGGGAUAUGGAAAAGUCUAACUCUCGUAAAUUUAUGAGUUCUUUCUCUAAAAAAAUAGGUAAGCUGAGUUUCUUUGGACAUAGUUCUUCAAGGGGAUCAACUUCUCCAUCAAGGCAUUCGUAUAGAACUGAUUCUAAGGUAAUUGAGAGAACGUGUGCAAGCACAGAAUAGGUAAUAUUAAUUUACAGUACCAGGAAUUUUUUCAGUGUUUUGUUGAAUAGCUGCAAGUCAUGUUUAUGGUGACCCUUUUUUCGUAUGUGCUUUUUUUUGUUUCCCUUUUUUGGCCACCUUGUAAAUGAGACGUGGUGCUUUGAUUUAGCAAUAGUUGGAGAUCUUCUUGGUUGCAAGUGAUGCUUUUGGGUGCAUCUGCCUGUGAUAUUGUUUUAAAUUUUUACAUCUUCAAUAUAAAAUCUUGACGUGAAGUUCCAGAAAUGCUUAGUUACCAAUAAUAUUUAUUGACACGUUGAAUUCAUAACAAUAGAUUUUGAGGUUCCAAUUCUUGUUUGAAACUUGAGCUUUAUGCAAAACCGGUGUCAUUUUUUGUUCCUUUCUGUGCAUUUUGUGAUUAACCCCCGGGUCAUGAUCAUUACUGUGCCUAACUGACCCAUAGGAAUUAUAAUUCUCAAAACUCAAUAAACUUUUCUCUUUUCCUACGUAUUCAAACUUGGAUGAAAAGCAAAAAUGUGAAAAAGAGUCCAAUGGUAGUUACUGAUCAAUGGUUAAAAAUUUAUAUUAUCUCUCAAAGAAUCAUUCCCUCAAAUUAAUGUUGCCAAAAAGAAGUUUUUGACAUUUGAGCAGCGGCUUCAGGUCAAUUAACGACGACACUUCAGCCAGUGUUGGUGUCGGGGAGAGAGUCCAACAUAUACAACAAACCAUGAAAAAUUAGUAGCUUAUGCAGCCAAGGUAGGGAGGAAUCAAUAUAAGAUGGCAUAGUUGAUCAGAUACAGAGUCUCUCAAGCUCCAAAAAAUGGAAAAUCCAUCAUAUUCUGCAGCUCAGCACACGAACUGUAUGUUUCUUGACUUGUUAGCAAUGCUUUUCCGCUUCUCAGCAAUAUUUGGCAAGUGGAAAGUCACUCUAAGAGAGAGUGACUUACGAACACUGUCUGGUUUCCUCAAACAGGACUUUAAAGCUCUAGACUGUGCAGAUGAAUCUCCAUCUACUCCUAAUACUAGUUUAGGCCCUUCCUCGCUAAGUUUAUCGAAACUACUGCUUUGUUCAUAAUUAGCUUGCCAAGCUCUCUUCUCCAUCAUAGUCCAUACCAGAGACUCAUUGCUUUCCAAUUCUCGGUAAGUGUCUCUGUAUUUGGUAGUAACCACCUCAGGACAAGACUCAUCUUGGGAAUAUCGCUUCUUGAGCCGUCUAGGAUCACAGCCAACUGGUUCGAGAGGACUGUGAGCACCGGUACAGGACAUGAAGCCUCUGUUUAUGACCCUGUGCUUUGGAGUCAUCCCGGCACAGGACGUGGUCGGAGAAGAAGUGUGUUUGGAAGUUGUCGGGCGUGUUCGGGAGAGGUUGCUUGGUCGGGAAGGAAGAGAAGGAGGUCGGUUGCAUUGGCCGCCAGCUUUCUUCAUUGAGUCGUAGAUAGUGUGGAUAGGAACUAUGUAAUAGACUCUUCCUGGAGUCAAAACCGACUCUGGUUUAACCACAAUCCAUGGAAACUCAAAGAAGUCAGGGCGAGUGAUGCAGUGUCUUGGGUUCUUGUUCAUCACCUCGGAAGCAGUAAUGGGUUCCUUGAGAAUCUCAACAUGUCGACCAGGAUGAACCAGUUUCACUACAUCUUCUUCCUUUGCCAUAGAUACCAUUUUUUGAAGUAGAUUGGUAUCUCGUAAAACUAAGCAAUUGAAACCAGAGGGAAUGCAAAGUAGCCAAAUUUUGUUCUUA